CUGUGCUCCCCUGGCAGUGCCCAAGGCCAGGCUGGACAGGGUUUGGAGCAGCUGGGACAGGGGAGGUGUCCCGGGCAGGACAGGGAUGGGCUUUGGGUCCAUCAGCCUCUGUCCCGCUCCUGUGCUCGAGUUCUGGCCGCGAGGUGGCAUUCGGCAUUCUCUGAGCUGCUCUGGCUAAGGAAAAGCAGAGCUUGCCAUCUUUAAUAAUAACAAUAAUAAUUAAAGGGGGGGGUGUGGGGGGAGGAAAAGCCACAAACCCUCCCUGUGUUUUCUGAAGCCCGCGACAAAGCGAGAUUUGUGAGGAGGCUGCGGCUGCUCUUGGCAAACAAUGCUGCUGCUUCCCGAGAGCUGCGAGGGAGACUGAGGGUCAAGUCCCUUUAAAAAAAAAAAAAAAAAGUGAAAUACAGUAUUGUGCAUCUUGAAAUCCGAAACCAAGAAACAGAAGUGCAAGGGAAACAAGAGGGAAAGUCUUGCAAUUCCCGUGGACAACUGUGGCGAGUGGAGUUUUAAGGAAUACAACAUAUAUCUAUAGCUUUUAAUGGUCAUUGGAUGGCUUUUGUGGAAAAACCUGUGAAAUAAAGGAGCUUUGGAAGAAGAGAUUUCUUUUUCUCCUCCUCUCUGGAUAUAAUGGCCAUUGCAAAGCAAAGCAUCCUGAGAUUUGGCUUCAAGUGUGCCUUCCUAGCGAUUUUUACACUCACCUGUGAUGGGCACGGCGGGAAGAGGGAGAACGGUGGUCCUGCCUGCUACGGAGGGUUUGAUUUGUAUUUCAUCCUGGACAAGUCAGGCAGUGUCCUGCACCACUGGAACGAGAUCUAUCACUUUGUGGAGCACCUGGCCCGCAAGUUCAUCAGCCCUCAGCUGAGGAUGUCCUUCAUCGUUUUUUCAACCAGAGGGACGAUUCUAAUGAGGUUAACAGAAGACAGGGAGCAGAUCCGCCAGGGCCUGGAGGAGCUGCAGAAGGUGCUGCCAGGAGGGGACACGUACAUGCACGAAGGAUUUGAGAGGGCAAGUGAGCAGAUUUACUACGAGAACGUUCAUGGUUACAGAACUGCCAGUGUCAUCAUUGCAUUGACAGAUGGAGAGCUGCACGAAGAUCUCUUUUUCUACUCGGAGAGGGAGGCGAACCGCUCGCGGGACCUGGGGGCCACCGUGUACUGCGUGGGGGUGAAGGACUUCAACGAGACCCAGCUGGCCCGGAUUGCUGACAGCAGAGAUCACGUCUUCCCCGUCAACGAUGGCUUCCAGGCCCUGCAGGGCAUCAUAGACUCUAUUUUGAAGAAGUCCUGCAUAGAAAUCCUGGCAGCAGAGCCCUCCAGCAUCUGUGCAGGGGAGUCCUUCCAGGUGGUGGUCAGGGGGAACGGCUUUCGGCACGCCCGCAACGUGGACCGGGUGCUCUGCAGCUUCAGGAUCAACGACACGCUCACCCUCAAUGAGAAGCCUUUCGUGGUGGAGGACACCUACCUGCUGUGCCCGGCGCCUGUGCUCAGGGAAGUUGGCAUGGAAGCAGCUCUCCAAGUCAGCAUGAACGACGGGCUGAGCUUCAUCUCCAGCUCUGUCAUCAUCUCCAGCACGCACUGUUCCGACGGGACCAUCCUGGCCAUCGCCCUGCUGAUCCUCUUCCUCCUGCUGGCCUUGGCUCUGCUCUGGUGGUUCUGGCCCCUCUGCUGCACCGUGAUCAUCAAGGAACCUCCCCCACCUCCUGCAGAAGACAGCGAGGAGGAGGAUGAUGAUGGGCUGCCAAAGAAGAAGUGGCCAACAGUGGAUGCCUCUUACUACGGAGGGCGAGGAGUGGGCGGCAUCAAACGGAUGGAGGUGCGCUGGGGGGAGAAGGGCUCCACAGAGGAAGGUGCCAAGCUGGAGAAGGCCAAGAAUGCCCGGGUGAAGAUGCCAGAGCAGGAGUACGAGUUCCCUGAGCCCAGGAACCUGGGCAGCAGCAUGCGCCGGCCCUCGUCCCCUCGCAAGUGGUACUCGCCCAUCAAGGGGAAGCUGGAUGCCCUCUGGGUCCUGCUGAGGAAGGGCUACGACCGCGUGUCCGUGAUGCGUCCGCAGCCGGGAGACAAGGGCCGCUGCAUCAACUUCACGCGGGUGAAGAACACGGAGACCCCCCCCAAAUACCCCCUGAACAACUCCUACCCCUCCGCCCCCCCCCCAGCGCCCAUCUACACCCCCCCGCCCCCCGCCCCCAUCUACACCCCCCCUCCCCCCAGCUCCCCCCACGCCCCCUCCCCCUCCUCCACGCUGCCCCCGCUGCCCCCCCCGCCCCAGGCGCCCCCCCCCAGCCGGGCGCCCCCCCCUUCCCGGCCCCCCCCCCGCCCCACGGCCUGAGGGGUCCCCCCGCCCCCCAGAGCUGUCCCGGCAGUACUGUACCCCCGGCCGGGGGACCCCAGCCCCUGCCCCGCUGCCAGCAGCACCGGCCGCCUGCAGCCGCCCCCUCCCCUUCUCCUUCUCCAGCCCCCUCCCCUCCCCUCGCCCCUCCAGCAUCAGUGCCAGCGGCUGGGGACCAGAGCGCCAAGGAGAGCUCCUGGCAUGGGGGUGUGCCACCCUUGGGUGCCCUGUGCCACCCCUGGGUGCCCCGUGCCACCCUCGGUGCCCUGUGCCAGCAGCAUCAGUGCCAGCGGCUGGGGACCAGAGCGGCCAAGGACAGCUCCUGGCAUGGGGGCUGUGCCACCCCUGGGUGCCCUGUGCCACCCUUGGGUGCCCCGUGCCAGCAGCAUCAGUGCCAGCGGCUCAGGAGCCAGAGCGGCCAAGGAGAGCUCCAGCUCCUGCCUGGCACGGGGGCUGUGCCCCCUCAGUGCCCUGUGCCACCCCUGGGUGCCCUGUGUCACCCCUGGGUGCCCCGUGCCAGCGCAGGAGGAAGGGCACGGGUGACCCACGAGCUCCGUGCCAGGGAGAGCCCCGGGCAGGGCUGCACAGGACUGGCAGCAGUGCAGAACCCCAGCCAGGUGUGCACACCUGGCACACCUGGCAGGCCUGGAAACACCUGGCACACCUGGCACACCUGGCACUCCUGGAACUCCUGGCACACCUGGAACACCUGGCAGGUGUGGAAACACCUGGCACACCUGGAAAUCCUGGCACAGCUGGCACUCCUGGCACUCCUGUGUUGCUGCACGGGGGGUGUUGCUUUGGGGCAGGGCAGGCAGGUGGAAUCGGAGCCUCCAGGAAAUCAGCGUGCAGGUUUGGACGUCCCUGGGCACGGAGAGCGCGGGCACAGCCGGGCACAGCCUGGCACAGAGCCUGGCACACAGCCUGGCACAGAGCCCCGGGCUGGGGCUGUGGCCAGCAGAAAAGGGAAAAGGCUCUGCAGUGUCCCCAGGCCAGCCUCACCCCGGGGCUGAGCUGGCUCCCAGCUCCAGGGACAGGCUCAGUGCCAGCCAGGCUUUGGUUUCUGGGGUUCCCCAGUCUGCUCUGGGGUUCCCAAAUCCCCUCUGGGUUCCCCAAUCCCCUCUGGGGCUCCCAAACCCGCUCUGCUCGGGCUCCUGGUCACUGUGGAAAGGUACCACUGAUGCCUCCCUGGUUUUCUUUAAAUUCAAUUAGUUUGCCUUAAAAAUGUUCCCACAUGGAUUUUUUUUUUUUUUUUUUUUUUUUUUUGGUUUGGUUUGCUUUGGUUGGGUCUGGUUUGCUUUGGUUGGAUUUGUUCCCACCAUGGGCGGUGUGAAAUCUGGGACAGUGUAACACAGGAUCCACAUCCCCAACAGAUCCUCAGCACCUCGGAAAUGUUUGGGAAGGAAAUUGAUUUUCCACAAGGCAGCAUUGGGAAUUUUAUUUUUUUAGGUGUCCGUUAGCCAAUAAGUUGGUUAAUUGGUUAAUUAACCAAUAAACCUACUGCUGGGGGAAAUGUAAAAGCUGUUUUUGCAGAUGUACAUAGAAAUUCUCCUUCUCCCCAAACUAAGGGAAAAACCCCAAACCCUGCAGAUUUAGAGGAGCAAAAUAAAUCCUAGGUCAGGCUAGAAAAAAUCGGAAUUUUCAAAUGCUCCCUUUGUAAUCAUCCAGUUUAGGAAUAAAAAACAAGCUCCAAAUUUUUUGUUGUACAUAUUGUUGCUGCAUGCUUACCAUAUGUUAGAUGGAAGCAUUUCCUAUCCCUUGUGGAUAAAAGAACAUUUUUCAAGUUGUAGUAAAUUAUUAUGAAGCCAAUGACAUUUCAUGGCAUGUUACCGUAUCAAGCUGUGCUUGUUGUAUUUUUUUUUUUCUUUAUGGUUGUAUUGCUUUUUUUUUUUUUUUUUAAUAUAAAUGUACAAAUAUUUCUGUAGUGACGAGCACCUGUUUUACAUGGCAUUAAUUGGGGCGCUGCAGCUCCAGGCUCCUCAGCCCAUCCAAAGGGGUUUUGCACGUGGAUCUGGCUGAAAAAAACCCCAACCCAGCAGAGGAUGGGCUUGGUGACCCUUCCUGACGAUCCCACAAAAAUCAGAGCACGUCUGGGGGUGACCUGGUUGGAAUUUCGGAAGGAAUUCUCCCAUGGGCAGGGACGGGAUGGGAUUCCCAGAGCAGCUGGGGCUGCUCCUGCACCCCUGGGAGUGUCCCCAAGCCAGGCUGGAGCAGCUGGGACAGGGAAAAGCGUCCCUGCCAUGGCAGGGGUGGCACUGGGAGGAUUUUGGGUCCCUCCACCCCAUUCUGGGCUCUGUGAUUUCGGCCCAGCCUAAACAGAAACGGCUCCCAAAAGUCCCUCAGGUGCCUCUAAAAGCCACACUCCCUUUGUGCUGGACCCUAAGGAUGAAUUUAGGGAUUUUGUGGAAGGCUGGGAGCAGAACCUCGGUCCUGCCAGCUCCCCCAGCAAUUAAUGCCAUGUAAAUGAGGUCGAACGAGCUGGAGCACUCUGCACCCUGUGCCCCUGGCCUUGGCCAGCCCUGGCUGAGAUGUUCACCCCAAAGCAGCUGGAAAUGCCUUUUCUGCCCUUCCUGCCCAGCUCUGGCAGGGCCUGGCAGCCCCUGACAAGGGCUCAGCCUCUGCUUAUUGAUUUGAUUUGAUUUGAUUUGAUUUCCUUUCCUUGCCCACUUCUGUGCCCGCCUGGAUCCCCUCUCUGCUCCUGCUGUGGAGGCACCUCUGUCACUGCUGAUUUUGGGGAGGGGCUCGGCUGCCUUGGGGAGCUCUGGCCACUUUUGGGUGACAUUUGGGCAGGUUUGGGGCAGGUUUGGGGCAGGUUUGGGGCAGGUUUGGGGCAGGUUUGGGGCAGGGGGAGCUGGGUUUGGGCUGUCAGCUCAGCCGGUGCUGUGCAGACGUGUCACCCCCUCCGUGUGUUGCAUGUGUCCUUUGUUAAAUCCAGUCAUUACUCUGGAUUGCUGGCCUUGAUGUUAUUAUUAAUUAAAGACCUACACAAAUCUCC
Messenger RNA from Taeniopygia guttata (zebra finch), 5320 nucleotides. RefSeq names its product ANTXR cell adhesion molecule 1 (gene ANTXR1). Gene Ontology annotation, molecular function: transmembrane signaling receptor activity. NCBI's taxonomy places the organism in Eukaryota, Metazoa, Chordata, Aves, Passeriformes, Estrildidae. Gene Ontology annotation, cellular component: cell surface; plasma membrane. The record is from RefSeq and is a predicted model, not a curated record.